This is a messenger RNA of Pecten maximus, 6307 nucleotides long. RefSeq lists its product as uncharacterized. NCBI's taxonomy places the organism in Eukaryota, Metazoa, Mollusca, Bivalvia, Pectinida, Pectinidae. Bases 335 to 2044 code for a protein of 569 amino acids. The transcript is spliced from 13 exons. Gene Ontology annotation, molecular function: protein binding. Gene Ontology annotation, cellular component: plasma membrane. The record is from RefSeq and is a predicted model, not a curated record.
UUGAAACGUCAAAAACUGAAGAAUCGUUAACUGGAGCGUGAAGUCCAACCCGGGGCAGGGCAUGCUGACCAGCCCACACCAGACCGAUUUUUACAGCCUACAGAUAAAUCUACAAUUAAGAUAAAGCACAGCGAUAACGUCCAUUAUUCUAAAUGCGACUGUAUUGACACGAGAUGGAUGUUUAUCACAAUAUGAUGAAGUGUUAGCGUAUCUCGUUAACACGGUGACUACCCCUCCACAUACAAGACCUAGUCCCGGAGAGAGAGGCGCUGAUUCUGUGUGGGUCGGCUGAGCAGUGCACACGACUCCUUGGAUACUAUACAACAGUGGCGGUAUGGCCGGACAGGACAUAUGUCUUUUACUUGGUAUAGUGGCGAUGUGUUUAUUGAAGAUCGGAUCAGCGUCGGCUCUGGUUACAGGGAUAGACAGAGGGACGACUUCAUGUUUGAAGAUCCACGGCAGUGUGAAGAUAGCAGUGGAGAAGGGUGAUUAUGGUUACAUCUCGUCAUUAGAUUACCCGGACAAUUACACUGUCAAUCAUUACCAUGGUCACGCCUGUAACGUGGAAAUUAGGGCGUGUUCUACGUGUAGACUCCGCCUCCAACUCGUUGAUGUCCACUUCCCAGAGUGCCCUUCCCACAGGAAGACAAAACACCGGAACUUGUGUAUGCCUGGUUGUGACCAUGUACAAAUACACGAAGUAGACAAACCUUACAACGGCCUCUAUCGACGGAACUACCAUAGCGACGACACAAACGCCACCUAUGUGUCAAUAUCAUCUAGUGUCCGGAUACGUCAUUGUAUGUCUAAUGGGACAGGCGAAACGGGCAAGAGGUUCCGGAUCAAAUACCAGGUAAUUGAGAAGCGAGAGAUGAGGACAGGCUCGGUGUCAUCAGUAUCGUCUGAUCCGGCUGACGGCGGACACAUCACGUCACCAAACUUUCCCAAUGGUUAUGCUCUCAACGAGGAGACCUUCACCUACACUAUUCACAACCUUGACCCCUACGGUCACAUCCGGCUCACAUUUGAUGACUGGCACAUCGCAAGCGUGAGUCAAAUACAGAUAUAUGACGGCCUACAUGCGUCAUCGCCAUCCAUGGUGUUUGGCAAACAACAGCGCCCCCUGUUUGUAUCGGAAUCGAACACCAUCAUUGUUGUGUUCAAUACGGGCAAAACCACACACAGGUGUUGUCAGCAUAUCGGCUUCAAAGCCACGUACCAGUUCGUUUCCGAAAAGCGAUGGGACAAGAGACCCAGUACUAAUUGCAGUUCCUUAGUCCAUGCCAAGACGGGCGGGAAACUGGAGAUAGGCCACGCCUUCCCCUCACUCCCGGGUGUGUACGAUUGUAUUUGGAUCAUACGAAGACAUGAAAACAUGCAAGGAAUGUUGUUGAGACUGACAGACUACUCUUUAGGCGAUGGAUGGCUUGACGUCGGUAGCAAUGCCCUGGAUAUCCAUGAUGGUCUUACAUCUGUUGGCCCCCAGAUCACGCGAUUCAUAUCCACCAACCUGACAACAGGGUCAUGGUUGUCUAGUACGGAGGGAUUCUACAUCCGGCUCAGAGGAACCUUCUAUCCGGAAGACAGCCUCACUUUCGUAUACACAGCUGUGGAUAAUGUCACAGACGACGGUUGCCCCAACAAAGCUGACUAUCUGUGUAGUAACCUGUGGUGUAUAGACCGCCAUCUUACCUGUGAUGGUGUGGAUCACUGUGGAGACAACUCGGACGAGAGUCCUGAGCCCAUGUGUUCUAUAUCAAAGUUAUGGAAAAUAGAGUUAGGCUGGUCCUUGCCGCCGGAACCGUCGACAACACUGGACCCGUGUAGCGGUGGGUUUCAUUGUCGGAGUAACUACCUCUGUAUCCCAAUGUCGAAUAUCUGUGACGGUGUGUACGACUGUGAUGACAGAUCGGACGAAAUUUAUUGUGCAUACUACAGAGAGGCACAGGCACAGAAUGGUGUUCAAGGUCAUCUUUAUAUAAACACAAAUUAUUUACUUAUGUUAUGGCUGAUGUUACAAAUUAUUUACACGAAAUUAUUAUGAUACCAAGUGUCCUGUAAUAAUGUUAUUAUUGUGUCUGUUUAGUUUUACUCGCUCAUUUUCAAUGUCGUUAUGUUUAAGCUGAUCAUAGAAUAUGUGAAUUAAGAUGAAGAUCAUAUGGACUAGAUAUAUUGAAUGCUCUCAUGAAAAUACAGUAUGUAACAAUAGAACCUGUCUAUAAAGGCCACAUUUGCGGGUCCCAUUGUAACAUUCAUGGUGCAGUAACUUGUUAUACACAAUAUCCGUUUGUGAUAUUGAUUACAUCGAUACUGUCAUAGUGAUAAACAAAUCCCUACUGACUGUGUUCCUUUAUCAUCUUCAUAGCCCAGUUGUUAAAAAAGGUUACUAGUUCUAAUCACUUAAUUAGUGAGAAUACCAUUGCUUAAAAAUAUAUAUAUAUAUAGCUUAAUAGAAAAUGUUGUCAAGUCAGUUUUACCAGAAAUGAUUUACCUGGAAUUUAACAUUGUUUUGAAACUAUGGUUAUCGUAAUCACCUUUUGAACAACUUGGCCCGGAUUUACAGUUUAUUAGUUAAUAAUGUAUUAAUCAUUAAAAGCAUUAACACGUCGGUGUUACCUGUUUAAUGACGGGAGCUUACUUUGAAUAAUACAAUAGUAUAUGUAUUUUAGUAUUUGGGUAUUAAGGCGAACGUCUAUGGCCCCUCGUCUCGAUUCAGCCAUCUGCGGCGUGUUAAAAAUAAUGUCCAUUAUCGUAAGGUCGUACUCAGUGAGCCCUCCCAUAGCUGGUCAUAUGUAAUGGCCGUUAGAUAUCCACUGAAUAUUUUGGGAUGAUUUUUUUUCAAACUUCAAUGAUAAGGCAAUGCAAAGCCUAAAAUCAAUACGAAAGUUUAUGACUACUUACUUCUAAGAACACAAGCUUGUUGCAUGGUCUGGUUGCCAGUGCUUACACGUCGUUUCUAAUGACUACUUAAUCCAGGUUGUCAUGAUUAUACAAACGGUAAAAAUGUUUGUCAAAAGUCAUUUGGAAGAGAAAGAGCACUAAGUAUUAUAAACCUUUAUCCUCAGCAUGACAAUUCCAUGUAAGCUUGUUGUGUUCACGACCAGCGCAGUGCUGUCCUUGAUAGAGAACUAGAGACCUACCGAAACAUUGUGUGAAACGCCAUAAGGCAUCCUACUGUUAAAGAUGUCUCAUUUAUCUCAAACUAAUGAUAUAUCCCUUUUUUACAAGGUUUAACUACAUUUAUAAACAGAAGUGGAAAGUUUAUCUCCUAUAAUUCAAAAGAUAUCUCUGUGAGUAGCUGUCUUGCGCUUGUUAAUGCUUUAUCAGAAUCGGUUUUUUAAAACAAAUAUUCAGGGUUGUAGAGGUAAACUAUAUAUCUGCCGCCUGAAGGCACAAUCUGAUUAAAGUACAGACCACCGUUAUACACUAGGUUACACUUCAUGACGUAGUGUACACUGCACUUUAAUCUGGUUACUAAAGGCAACAUGAUCUGGUUACUAUAGACAACAUAAUAUGGUUACUAUAGGCAGUAUAAUCUGGUUAUUAUAGGCAACAUAAUCUGGUUAUUAUAUACAACAUAAUCUGGUUACUAUCGGCAGUAUAAUCUGGUUACUAUAGGCAACAUAAUCUGGUUACUAUAGGCAGUAUAAUCUGGUUACUAUAGGCAACAUAAUCUGGUUACUAUAGGCAACAUAAUCUGGUUAUUAUAGACAACAUAAUCUGGUUAUUAUAGACAACAUAAUCUGGUUAUUAUAGACAACAUAAUCUGGUUACUAUAGGCAACAUAAUCUGGUUACUAUAGGCAACAUAAUCUGGUUACUAUAGACAACAUAAUCUGGUUACUAUAGACAACAUAAUCUGGUUACUAUAGGCAAAAUAAUCUGGUUACUAUAGGCAGUAUAAUAUGGUUAUGACCGGGUAUAGGGAGUAUAAUCAUGUUACUAUAGGCAACAUAAUCUGGUUACUAUAGGCAGUAUAAUCUGGUUACUGUAGGCAGUAUAAUCUGGUUACUAUAGGCAACAUAAUCUGGUUACUAUAGGCAGUAUAAUCUGGUUACUAUAGGCGUCAUAAUCUGGUUAUUAUAGGCAACAUAAUCUGGUUACUAUAGGCAGUAUAAUCUGGUUACUAUAGGCAACAUAAUCUGGUUACUAUAGGCAACAUAAUCUGGUUACUAUAGGGAGUAUAAUCUGGUUACUAUAGGCAACAUAAUCUGGUUACUAUAGGCAACAUAAUCUGGUUAUUAUAGGCAACAUAAUCUGGUUACUAUAGACAAAAUAAUCUGGUUACUAUAGGCAACAUAAUCUGGUUACUAUAGGGAGUAUAAUCAGGUUGAUAUAGGCAGCAUAAACAGGUUGCUAUAAGCAGUAUAAUCAGAUUGCUAUAGGUGGUUUAUAUCAGGUUGUUAUUAGCAGUAUAAUCAGGUUACUAUAGGCAGCAUAAACAGGUUGCUAUAAGCAGUAUAAUCAGAUUGCUAUAGGCAGCAUAAACAGAUUGUUAUUAGCAGUAUAAACAGAUUGCUAUAGGUGGUUUAUAUCAGGUUGGUAUUAGCAGUAUAAUCAGGUUACUAUAGGCAGCAUAAACAGGUUGCUAUAAGCAGUAUAAUCAGAUUGCUAUAGGCAGCAUAAACAGAUUGUUAUUAGCAGUAUAAACAGAUUGCUAUAGGUGGUUUAUAUCAGGUUGGUAUUAGCAGUAUAAUCAGGUUACUAUAGGCAGCAUAAACAGGUUGCUAUAAGCAGUAUAAUCAGAUUGCUAUAGGCAGCAUAAACAGAUUGUUAUUAGCAGUAUAAACAGAUUGCUAUAGGUGGUUUAUAUCAGGUUGUUAUUAGCAGUAUAAUCAGAUUGCUAUAGGUGGUUUAUAUCAGAUUGGUAUUAGCAGUAUAAUCAGAUUGCUAUAGGUGGUUUAUAUCAGGUUGGUGUUAGCAGUACGCCGUAUAGAUUUCGCCUAUUGUAUGCGCGUAUCAAUCUUGCGAAUGUGAUUACGAUUUUUUUUUAAAUAUUUGUUACUUUUCCAAGUUAAAUGAGACUUAUAGCGUCUUCAUGUGCACUAGGAUAACUGAAUGUAAUCCGAAUACACCAGCAGUACAUUGCAACUUUACAGCCUCUCUUUCAAUUAUACACUCAUUUUGACCAAUGGAAAUCGGUUACAUCAGUUGUUUAAUGUCCUAUCAACAGCUAGGGUCAUAACGGUUAUAUAAUCACAGAAAUGGUACAUUGUAAUCAAUAUGGCUUUCCAAAGAUGUUAGAUAGUAUAUAUUGUUUAGGAAUUCUCGUGUGAUGACAGUGCUAAUUUCAAUUAGUUAGCACGCUUAAUUCCCUAUGCAUGUUAUAUAACCUUCAAUAUCCGAUGGAAUCUAUUUUCUAAUAAUAGGGACAAACGGUAGUUGAAAAAACAUUUCUUUAAAUAUUAAAACAUGUUUUAAGUAUCGAAACUUUUUUUUCAUAAUUGUCAGUAGUUCCACAAAUGUUUUAAAUAUCGUUCUAUUCUCAACUUAGAGCCAGCUCAAUUGAUAUAACUUUAGUGAUAUGGCGAAAUAUUGUCUGUGAGGAAAAAAAAAGUCAGUUACAGGACAUAUAGAAGCGUAUAUAUCAAGCAACCAUUCUUUUGCUAUCGCUCUCAUUGAAUCCUGGUUAAAACUGUGUUUCUAUCUUUCCUUUUAAACGUUUUAGAUUGUGAAACUGUAUUCGCACUAUAUUAUUUUAUUCGAGCGUUACAGUACCCGAUAUAUAUAGUCUCCAUCAAUAUAUUUUUAGAAAUCUCUGAAUGAAAUAAAUGAAUAUUGCUUCAAAUAUUCAUUUUAAUUUAUAAUGCACAAAGCAGACAUUAUCACGUGUUCUGUAGUAAAAAUUGAUUGUGUUUAGAUAUAAGAAUUUAUCUAUGCAAGGGGUUCAUGUUUAUCAAUAGAGAAGCGAGUGUCUAUUGUUAGAUUAAAUCGUGGCUGAGUCAUGGCUGUACACGCAUUGUUUUAUGUACUUCUGAAUUUCCUGUAAACGAGGUAGAUCCAUGUACCCAGGUUAUACAUGACCGACACCCAUUCGGUGGAAGAUCGGAACUCAAUUGUCAUGCAGCGUUAAUUGAAUUGCUAUGAGCCUUGUGAUACGAGUUAUAUUAUCGCAUUAAUUUGUACAUAACUAGUGGUGCCUUGUCCGUACUCGUUGUCUAUAUAGAAAUUGUUUUAAAUUAUUGGUGUUGUUUAAAAGUGUAUGUUUCAACAUUUGGUCUAUAUAUUUUUAUUAAAAUUGUUUCAUUCCAAUACGACUUUUUAGAAUGCGAUGUUGCAUCUCUGGAAAUAAAAUGUCAAAUAAACAA